AUGGGGAUAGCAGGCAGCGACGUCAGUAAACAGGCGGCUGAUAUGAUUCUCCUUGAUGACAACUUCGCCUCCAUCGUAACUGGCGUCGAAGAAGGGCGUAUCAUCUUUGACAAUUUGAAAAAGUCAAUCGCUUACACAUUAACCUCGAACAUCCCGGAGAUAACACCCUUCCUUGUCUUCAUUCUCGCCGAUGUCCCAUUGCCCUUGGGCACCAUUACGAUCCUAUGCAUCGACUUGGGUACGGAUAUGAUUCCUGCCAUCUCUCUAGCCUACGAAGAAGCUGAAUCGGACAUUAUGAAGCGGCUUCCACGCGAUCCCAUGCGUGACAAGUUGGUUAACGAACGUCUUAUCUCAAUGGCCUAUGGUCAAAUUGGUAUGAUUCAGGCUGCUGGUGGUUUCUUCGUCUACUUUGUUAUCAUGGCUGAGAAUGGUUUCUGGCCCCGUCGAUUGCUAGGAAUCCGCAAGGAAUGGGAUUCGGAAGCCAUUAAUGAUCUGGCCGAUUCGUAUGGACAAGAAUGGGUUAGUAUUGCUACCUCACUAAUCUGA
Protopolystoma xenopodis is the source of this 546-nucleotide messenger RNA. NCBI's taxonomy places the organism in Eukaryota, Metazoa, Platyhelminthes, Monogenea, Polystomatidea, Polystomatidae. The record is from the annotation of a GenBank genome assembly.